Amaranthus tricolor (Joseph's coat) is the source of this 3423-nucleotide messenger RNA. RefSeq names its product pentatricopeptide repeat-containing protein At1g80550, mitochondrial. NCBI's taxonomy places the organism in Eukaryota, Viridiplantae, Streptophyta, Magnoliopsida, Caryophyllales, Amaranthaceae. The record is from RefSeq and is a predicted model, not a curated record. Bases 97 to 1488 code for a protein of 463 amino acids. The transcript is spliced from 2 exons. Gene Ontology annotation, molecular function: protein binding.
UAAGAUCCUUUGCCAUCCGCCAUUAGAAGUUAAGUUAACCUAGACUUGAACAACUGCACUGUUUCUCAGCUCAGUCUCAUAUUACCUGAAAAAAUAAUGAAAAGACUCGUCUUCUCUGCAAUUCAUUCUCGUAAUACCAACACUCUGCAACACCCCUUGGUUCGUUCCAUCCCCUGCAAUCUUAUCAAAUUUCACUCUUUUCAUCAAAUUUUCGCAAACCCAACAUUUUCCACCUCUGAACAACCGUUUUCUAACAACCCAUCUCCGACCAAAUCUCUAGAUUUCAUCGCUGUAUGUCAAACACUUUCAUCUUACAACAAUGAUUAUAAUAAAGCCCUUGAUUUUUUUAACUGGGUCGAAACUAAUUGUGGGUUUCAGCACAACACGGAAACUUACAAUUCCUUGAUUGAUAUUCUGGGUAAGUUUUUUGAGUUUGACAAAUGCUGGGAAUUGAUUCAAAUUAUGCAAAAAAAAUCAUUUUCAAUGCCUAACUACAUUACUUUUCGUAUUAUGUUUAAACGUUAUAUAUCUGCUCAUUAUGUUCAAGAAGCAAUUGUUAUGUAUGAUAGGCUAGAGGCAUUUGGUUUGAAAGAUGAAACAUCAUUUUGUAAUCUAAUUGAUGCACUUUGUGAGUAUAAACAUGUGGUAGAAGCUGAGGAUUUGUGGGUUAAAAAGAGAAUCUUUGUUAAGUUUGUGAAUGAGACAAAAGUUUACAAUAUGAUUCUUAGAGGUUAUGCAAGGAUGGGUUGGUGGGGUAAAUGUAGGGAUUUUUGGGAAGAGAUGGAUAGUAAAGGGGUUAAGAAAGAUUUGGUAACAUAUUCUAUAUAUAUGGAUGUUCAAUGUCAAUCCGGGAAAGCGUGGAAAGCUGUGAAAUUGUAUAAGGAGAUGAGGAGAAAGAGAAUGAAAUUGGAUGUUGUUGCGUAUAAUACGGUUAUUAAGGCCAUUGGUAUCAAAGAAGGUGUUGAUUUUUCGAUUUCUUUGCUUAGAGAAAUGAAGGAUUUAGGAUGUGAGCCGGAUGUGGUAUCAUAUAAUACGGUUAUUAAGCUUUUGUGUGAGAACGGGAGGAUAAGUGAGGCGUAUGAAAUGCUUCAUCAGAUGCGUAAGAAGGGUUGUUUACCGGAUGUGAUCACUUACCACUGUUUUUUCCGUUGUCUUGUUAAGCCAAAGGAGAUGCUUAGGUUGUUUGAAAGGAUGCUGGAAAGUGGGGUUACUCCGAGGAUGGAUACUUAUGUAAUGCUCAUGAGAAAAUUCGGGAGAUGGGGAUUUCUACGACCUGUUUUUAUUAUUUGGGAUAAGAUGAAAGAACUUGGUUGUAGUCCUAACGAUGCUGCUUAUAAUGCAUUGAUUGAUGCUCUGUUGCAAAAAGGUAUGUUGGAUAUGGCUAGGAAGUAUGAUGAAGAGAUGCUUGCCAAAGGGCUUUCUCCUAAGCCAAGGGAAGAGCUGGGAACAAAAAGUGCAAGUGAAAGGUCUGGUGUAGUGGAGUUGUGAUGCUUUGACCUGUCAGAAUUUGUAAUAUUUUUCCUGGAUUUAGUUUGAAGUGUUUAGUUAUUUUACACUUAAAUUUCUUGUUGAUGAAUAUUUUGGAUGGACGUAAACGAUUUGCUAAUUCAAUAAGAAUUUGAGUGGAUUUGGCUGAUCAAAGCAAUUUGAGAUGCUUGCAAGCUUGACUCUUCCUGUUCUUGAUCUCUGUAUCGGUGAAAAGGCUUACUAUAAUCUGAAAAUACAUAUAAGAGUGCGAACCUGAACCAUGAUCCAUGAACCAUAUUAAAGAAUUUUUCCUCAAGAAGCCAAUAUCUGUUUCAGGGCUAUAUGCCUAUAUCCGGAGUUUACAGUGGAUGGUCCAACUGUUUGCGUUCUAAUGGCUCACAGACUUGAGUGAGAGAAUAGAGGUAUGUUAUAUCUAAUUCGAGACAUUAUCUAUUGUUGUUAAUCGUAGAUAUCUACUUUCAAAUAUAUGAACCAUUGUAUCUCUUUACCUAUGCUUGCAUUUUAUACUUGUAAAUCAUUAUUUCUUGACUUCUCCGGUGUUUCUUUUAGAUUUAUUUUAGGCUUCAAUCUUUUAAAUUUCGACCUGUACAAUUUGGAGCGAAGUAUAAGAAUAAAUCUAUACAUUUACACAUUAGAUUUGCAAUCUGCUUAGUGUAUUUCAGAUGAAAGUGAAAUCAAAAGCUCUGUAUAGCAAUGUCAUUUUUCUCAAUACCUAUUACCAAGUGAAGUAAACCUCUCCAAAUGACUAUGUCGCCAUUCAUCUUUAAGCUUUUGCAUUUGUUUCUUAGUUUCAUUAACGAGUGUCAUUGCAUUCGCAAUAUCUUCUCCUUUAUUAAAACAAAUAUAAUUGAUUGUAUUCUCAAAAACCGUCAACAUGGAGAUUCAAUCUUAAGAUCAAAGUUCUAAAACUAAUAAUUGCACCUCGCAUGUUGCCUGCACCAUCAUAAUUUAGAACGUUAUCCUCAGACCUCGAUAAAUGUAAUAGUGUUUCACCAUCUCUUUCAGAUCAACAUAUUUUAAGUGACGACUCAAAUUCUCUUUAUUAGCAACAUCAGUGAACUCAUCCACAAGAAUAGAAAUAAAAUUCCCAUCAAGUACCUCACUUAGUUCAAAAAUCUCGAUUUGGCGAGUAUAAGGCUAGCGCCUUGAUAGGGUUUGGUAGGCGAAUCCUUAAAGCAAGUGCUUCGUUGUGCCUUUUAGUGCCUAAAUGCAAGCAUCUUGGAGCGCCUUAGAGGGCUUUUUGGUUUUAGACUCGGAAGAAGAUCAUUUGAUACGAACACCCAUGAUGUAUGUUUUCUUGUAUUUCUCCUCUUCUGCUUUCUUAUUUCCCUUCUUUUUCUGGAUUUCUGUUGAUAUUUUUAGGGUUUUUUUUGGUUUUGCUGGAUUUCUGUGGUAUUUCCCGACUUUUAAGCAGAGAAUCAUGCUCACUAGAUGCUCUACCCAAUUCAUAAUUUUUGCUCUAUAAUCGGCUUAUGUAAUAAUCUGUCGUUCAUACAUCCAAGUAAAAUCAUGUCUUCAUCAAAUUAGUUUCUAUUACUAGACUAUCAAAUUUAUGUGUUCUUGAUGAAAAUGAGCCUGCAGGUCAUCUAGAGUUCUGGUAACGGGAAAUCAACAUCGAGAGCAGGCAGUUCUUUUGCCGGUGACUGCCAAAGAAUGAAAAAAUUGUGAACUUAAUGAAGAAAUUGUUCCAAGUAUGGAACUGUUUCAUUCAAACAGAUAUCAGGACUUGUUUCUACGUUUUCAUGCUUUGGCUAUGUCAUUACUUAAUUGUAUAACCAUAUUUCCAUCUGAUUCAAUAUGUUGCACUAUUAGCGUUGGUGUGUAGCUCAUAAUAACGACUAACGAACAUUCCCGUCUCUUUGUAAGUUGCAAUAUUGUCGAGGUAUUGCUAGAAAGUCGAAUCUUUUCUCAAGGUGCAUUCUAAUGGUAAUAUUC